UUCUCUAUAUAAAAUGUUGGAUUUAUGUAUCGUAUACAAAUAAUACAUACAUUGUGAUGUAAUGCAAGAAUCUAAAUGUCAACGUGUACAUUUUUUAUAUAGAUCUAGCUUUUUUAUUUAAAUAAAAACGCAAAUAAAGAUGAAAUGAUCCAUUGCUCAUCAUAUUAAAAAUAUUGUUUAUAAAAAAUAUUAUAUAAUGAAAUCACAGCAACGAAGUGGUCAAAUAUUAAAAUAUGUUAGUUUAAUUACACUUACAUUACAAAAUGCUUUGGUUGGACUUAGUAUGCGUUAUGCACGUACAAGAUCAGGAGAUAUGUUUCUUUCAUCAACUGCUGUUGUUAUGGCAGAAGUUGUUAAAUUUUUAACAUGUCUAAUAUUAGUUUUUGUUGAAGAAGGAAAUUUUUUAAAAUUUUUUAAUUCUCUAAAACUAACAAUUAUAAAACAACCUAUUGAUACCUUAAAAGUAUCUGUGCCAUCACUUUUAUAUAUUAUACAAAAUAAUCUUUUAUAUAUAUCAGCAUCUAAUUUAGAUGCAGCAACUUAUCAGGUAACAUACCAACUUAAAAUCUUAACAACAGCAUUUUUUGCUGUAGUAAUACUACGAAGAUCUUUAAGAAAUACUCAAUGGGGAGCUCUAAUAUUAUUAGUUAUAGGAGUAGUAUUAGUACAAUUAGCACAAAGUUCAGAUACUACUUUGCCAUCUGGCAGAGAACAAAACCAUUUACUUGGAUUUUCAGCUGCCUUAAGUGCAUGUUUUUUAUCAGGUUUUGCAGGCAUAUAUUUUGAGAAAAUAUUAAAAGAUUCAGAUAUAUCUGUAUGGAUGAGAAACAUUCAAUUAAGUUUAUUAUCUUUACCUUUUGGAUUAAUUACAUGUUUUAUAAAUGAUGGUGAAACGUUACAGAAACAAGGUUUUUUCUUUGGCUAUGAUUUAUUUAUUUGUUAUCUAAUUGUACUUCAAGCAGGUGGAGGUCUCAUUGUUGCAAUGGUGGUUAAAUAUGCAGAUAAUAUACUUAAAGGUUUUGCCACAUCCUUAGCCAUUAUAAUUUCUUGUGUAGCUUCAAUAUAUCUUUUUAAUUUCAAUUUGAGUUUCCAGUUUUCUAUAGGUGCCAUUUUAGUAAUAUGUUCAAUUUUUAUGUAUAGUCAUCAACCAAAGUCUGCAUUUGUUGAUAAACAAUCUCUAAGUGAUAAAGUUUGAUGUAAACUAAAUUAAGCUGCCUAUAAGAUAAACGUGAUAUUCAAUUCAGUAAAUUUAUUAAUACAUUCAAUCAAUGGUGUAAUUUAUUAUAUUAUUUUCAUGUAAAGUGACAAUUAUGAUGUAUGAUUAAAAUAUUAAUAUCUAUAUCAUAUCGGUCACUUAAUCAGUAUUUUUUUAUAUUUUUUUAUAUAAAAAAUUUAAAUUAAUUUUUUAAUAUUAAUCACAAAUAAUAAAAUAAUAGUAAUAAGUUUUCAUGAAAGAGUAAUACAAUAAUAAAAAUUGUUAAUAGAUUAUGAAAUAAAAAUACAAAUAUUUUAAAUAUGUUACUAAAUAAUUGUAUUAAAACUGGUAAAAAAAAAGUAAGCACAUUUUUAUAUUAAAUUAACAAAUUAUUGUACAUGUAAAAUUAUUCUUUUAAUAUAUAUUCCAUACAUAUAUAUAGGGAAUUAUAUAUAAAAAACAAUUUAAUUGUUUUUUUUUUUAAUUUAUAUAUUUUUAUAUGAUGUUACAAUCUUUUACUAUAAAUAUAAAUAUAUAUAUAUAUGUAUAAAUAAAAUUUAUAAUUUAUUGUACUUAAGUUUCAAUAAAUGAGUCUUAUAAUGUA
Molecule: messenger RNA, 1799 nt
Organism: Apis cerana (Asiatic honeybee)
Lineage: Eukaryota; Metazoa; Arthropoda; Insecta; Hymenoptera; Apidae
Gene: Ugalt
Product: UDP-galactose transporter
Biological process (GO): pyrimidine nucleotide-sugar transmembrane transport
Cellular component (GO): Golgi membrane
Molecular function (GO): pyrimidine nucleotide-sugar transmembrane transporter activity
Source: RefSeq, a predicted model, not a curated record